GCAUGCGACAGCUGUGUACGGCUGCAGUGUUUCUUCUCGUCACAUUCAACCGCAGAGUUCUUGGCAUUCUGUGCAUCGACUGCAAAUACCUUGAGAUAGAUGGCGUUAGUGUGUUGGGCCCACUAGGGGACGUACGCUGUAAUGGCAGCCACACGACUGUUAACACGACCGCCGAGUGCAGUGAAGGCUGUGUACAGAUGGGAUUUUCUUUUCGACAUAUAAAUAAACAGGAGAACCAUACGGUAGCCUAUAGCUUACGGUAUUGUGCCGCAAAGCGCCCCGAGGGAGACGGAUGUCGUUACAUGACUGGGGAUUACGCGCGAAAAGGCUCAACGGAUUUGAGAAUGAUAGGAUUCGAGAGGUUUUUUAGUUACUUCAGAACGGGAAAGUUUGAAGAUUUUGAAGGUGUUGAAUGCUACUGUAGUGAUGAAGACCGAUGUAAUGCUGAAGUGAAGAAUGUUAACCCGUUGCCGACUGCUAUUGUCAACUCUUACCUGCCAUGGGCCAUCAUAGCGAGGGUUAUAGCCUUGACACUAGUUAUCCUGAUUGCAACCGGUCUUCGAGUGUGGUGUCUGAAGCAUCCUAACAACCUCUAUGUUCUGAAGUGGAACUACAUGUUUUUCACCAACUGGCAAUGCUGUCCUGUGAGGGAUGAUGCUUUGUGUGUUACAAAGAAGGAUAUCUGUUGCCUUUGUUCACUGGCUUGCUGUUCACCGUGUUGCUGUUCAUAUAGGUAUGACGCGAUUGUCUCCUAUUAUGACCACAAAGAAGAUGAAGAGCAACAAGAAGAAGAUAUAGGGAAUGGUGAUGGAGAAGAGCCAGAAGAAGAAAUAGGGAAUGCGCAUGAAAAGAACAAGCUAAAUAAGUGCUUAAACGAGCUUAAACGCCUAAGAGAUCGAGGUGAUUACAAAAUAGUACUGCGGGAAGAAGUCUUCUGGAUACUUGAAGACAAUUUUCAUAAAAAAAUAAUGCAAAGUCGACUGUUCAUCAUGCUCGUCUCCGAGAAGUAUUUUACACCGAAACACAAAGACAUUUUGGGAGUUGCACAACAUCAGGUGAACGCAGGAAAAUUGAAAAUCAUUGCAAUCAUUCUCCAAGAGAUCCAGCGAGAUGAACUUGAAAGAGAUGAAACUAAUGAAUUGAUCCUCAAAUUAAUGGACGGUACGUUUUGUAGACCUGGUAUAAUACUUAAGUGGCCCGCAGAAGAAAAUAAAGAAAAAAAUGAAAUAGAACAAGAUCUAGAAAAAUUCGGGGAAAAACUUAGGCUGUGCAUGCCUAAUAAAGUAUUCUUAACAAAAGGAUGUGUGUGCCUGAAAAGGGAAAACCACAGGUAUGAAGAAAUGGAAGGCAUCCUAAACGCAAAUUAAAAACAAUGCCCAACUGUCUUGUAACGUUGGUGAUGAAAACGCAGAGCCACUAUGUUGAAGACAAACCCCGUGACAAUAGACCCCGUGAACCCAGUCUUCAGAGUCACUAGAAAUUCUUAUAUCGUAUUGAAAGAAAGUUGAAAAUGGUAAAGAUUGUGCGUCAGGGUUCAUACAAUAUAUCAUUAGUCCCAAUUCAUCGAAGGGGAGCCUUGAGAUUACUAGUAGGCUUCAGAUUACUGAUUUAAACCUUCAUUUGUUAGAAUGAUGCAGUUCAUGUAUUACAUAUAUUCAUAUUUAUGAUUAUCAGCGAUCUUCUAUCCUUAUCCCCAUAUGAGAGAAAUAUUUUGUGAGAAAUAAGUGAAAUUAUUUAUCAAAGCAAAUUAAGAAUUUCAAAAAAU
Molecule: messenger RNA, 1765 nt
Organism: Lingula anatina
Lineage: Eukaryota; Metazoa; Brachiopoda; Lingulata; Lingulida; Lingulidae
Source: RefSeq, a predicted model, not a curated record